CAUAAUACGCGGCACUUAUCCACCCUUCUCCAUUUUCCUCAUGUUACUUUUGAAAUAUCGCACACACAUACACGACUUGACAUAACCACGGUCGGCAAGCAAUUUUAUCUCUUUACCCCUUUUAUUGAACCUAUAACCACAAUGGCCAUACCAGCAGCACCACUGCCAUGUAUAUCCUGCAUCCAUCCAUGCCACUGUACCGACCCACCCUAUCUCUCGCGCACUCCAAACUCCCCCCGAUCCCUCAAGCCUCGCGACCCGCCGUUCAUCGCAAUUGGCGCCGGUGCAAGUAGCAUCGUCUAUGCCCGAAGAAAUCGUCACAAUCCGCACCUGUCAUCGAGCAGUCCCGCCCGCUGCGUCCUCAAGCGCUCACUCAACACCCUCGAAAGUGACCUGGCUAUCUGGAACGAAUACGUCAUGCACGCCCGCGUGCUACAGAGCUUAGCGGAGUGCAAGCCCACGCUCGCACCCACAAUCUCGGUGCCUGCGUGCCACGACCUCGUGCUCGCAGGUCCACGCUUUGACAAUUGGUGGGCAACGCGCGAAGCGCGCUUUCCGUCAUCCGAGAAAGAGCGUGGGUGCAUCGCCAUAUCAGAGCGUAUCCGGGGCUUCGGCGGCAAGGAGAUCGAUGCUGUGGACGAUAAGCUGUGGCUUGAUGGGCUGUGUCGACAGGCGAUCCAGGGAGAGGAGGAGGAGAGUGUGUUGCUCAGGGUGUAUCUGGGACGCACUAAAAGACUGAGUGGGGGAACCAGCCCGGGCAAGUCUGAACUGGGCGAUUAUGCGCUGUGUGUGGAUCAGAUGGAGGCGUUGGAGUUGCCGAUGGAAGAGUAUGCGCGAAGUAUGGCGGAGGUGUUGGCAAUAAUGUACUUUGAUGUAGGCAUGGAUGCAGCAGGGAUUGAGUUUGUGAUUGCGCCGCCACGGGCGAAACCACGUGAACGAAACGUCGGUAAAUUCCAGGAGAUGGGCUUGGGUGGCCCGGAUUCACCGUGGAUUUCGGAGGCGUUGGGAACGCAUACUUUGUGGUUAUUGGACUUCGACGAGGUGAAGAACGUGGUAUGGGGGCGGGAAGGACUGGAGAGGGCUGCGAUAGCCUUCCUUGAUAAUAAUCCUUACUUCCCGCGACCGGGCCAAAAGCACAAGAGUGAUCGCAUGUUGUGGAAGGUAUUCAAGAGUAGAUUCCUGGAGGCUAGUAAGAUGAUCAUUGGGAGAAAAUCGGUCGACGAGGCCGAUAAAUUGAUGGACAUGCCGGGGGCGUUCAUGAAUAAGCUCGAGCAAAUCGUGGACGAGAAGAAUCGAGCAUCGAUUAGGCUCGUAUAUUCGUUCGAGAAUAUCAAGGUUGGGGACAACCCUAAGUGUGCUAUUCAAGAUUUCGCUUUUGUCUUGUCAAGAACAUGAUAUGCUUUGG
Pseudovirgaria hyperparasitica is the source of this 1405-nucleotide messenger RNA. RefSeq lists its product as uncharacterized. The record is from RefSeq and is a predicted model, not a curated record. NCBI's taxonomy places the organism in Eukaryota, Fungi, Ascomycota, Dothideomycetes, Acrospermales, Acrospermaceae. The transcript has a single exon. The coding region runs from base 142 to 1395 and encodes 417 amino acids.